Messenger RNA from Tremella mesenterica DSM 1558, 414 nucleotides. RefSeq lists its product as uncharacterized. Gene Ontology annotation, biological process: protein import into mitochondrial matrix. Gene Ontology annotation, cellular component: TIM23 mitochondrial import inner membrane translocase complex. The transcript has 3 exons. The record is from RefSeq and is a predicted model, not a curated record. The annotation marks the transcript as partial. Lineage: Eukaryota; Fungi; Basidiomycota; Tremellomycetes; Tremellales; Tremellaceae.
CAGUCUGCACCGAGAGUAAUAGCGGAAUUAGUAGUGACCGGUAUCCGAGCCUUGGGGAAGGCCACCGCAGCUGCAGGCCAGCAGGCCAUGAGAAAUUUCGCACAUAAACCUGAGAAUGUACCAUCAUCGGGACCAGCAGGAUCUAGUUCCUCCAAGUCGGCAAUCACCAACCAAAUGCAGAUGACGUUGGAUGAGGCUCAUUUGAUAUUAAAUGUGAAGAAAGAAGAUCCUACAGAAGUCAUUAUAAAAAACUACGAACGUAUCUUCACAGCCAACAGUCCUGCUCCUGUACCCGAACCCUCACCUUCAACUUCCAAACAAAUCCAGAAACCCAGAGGUCCGACUCAUUCACAUUACCUACAAUCUAAAGUCUACCGAGCUCUCGAACGGAUAAAAGCAGAACGAGGAGAAGAA